AUGCGCCCGCGCAGAGAAAAAGGGAACAGACACAAAAGAAAGACAACGAAGAGGAGCAAAUUACAUUCGAAAUCGCAUUGUAGUCGCUUCUUGUAUAUCCGUAAUGGAAAGAACAGUAUAGAAGCUUCGGACAUAGAAAGCUUUAAUAAUAUUAUUCGCGAUCAUAAAAGUCACGCGAAAUACGUGAAAAGAACCUGGAAGGUGGUCCCUAAGGACUCAUGUGAGGUAUACAAAGACAGGCGUAAACGAAAAGUUGAAGAGAACUCUAAAAAGAAAGGGAGCCGUGAGACUGUGGGGGAACCUGAUGGUAGAGAUGAGCAAAAACCCGUGAAAAAAAGGGCUAAGAGGCGUCCCUUAAAGAGAGAUAGUCGUGGGUGCGUACCUACGUUGUUAUAA
This is a messenger RNA of Leptosia nina, 396 nucleotides long. The record is from the annotation of a GenBank genome assembly. NCBI's taxonomy places the organism in Eukaryota, Metazoa, Arthropoda, Insecta, Lepidoptera, Pieridae.